Molecule: messenger RNA, 956 nt
Organism: Daldinia decipiens
Lineage: Eukaryota; Fungi; Ascomycota; Sordariomycetes; Xylariales; Hypoxylaceae
Product: dynein light chain type 1-domain-containing protein
Exons: 6
Coding region: 330-635 (101 amino acids)
Biological process (GO): cilium assembly; microtubule-based process
Cellular component (GO): cytoplasmic dynein complex
Molecular function (GO): dynein intermediate chain binding; dynein light intermediate chain binding
Source: RefSeq, a predicted model, not a curated record
CGACCUCUGAAGUCGCCAAACACGCAACAAUUGGGCAUAAACCACCCACCUCGUAACGCAUUCGACAACCUCAACGCCGACACGACAAGGUCACCUCGUGAAGCUUAUAGCGAAACCACUUUGCGAUAACAAACAGUAUAAGAACCUAUCAUUGCCUUUUUCUUGCUAUUGAGCUUUCGGCUUAGGUAUAUUUAUCGUAUAUUAACUACAGCUUCUAACACUCCACCUGUCCUAUAGCAUUAUCGUCUGAAGCCAUGCCCACUAACUAAGGAUCAUACUUGAUGUAGGCUAUUUAAGUUACCACGAAGCCGACACUAUAAACCGACAAGAUGGCGGAACAACAGUCACCCCCACCGGCCGGUGCCCGCGAUAAACUCGAAGCCCAAAUCAAGUCCGCAGAUAUGACGGAAGACAUGCAACAAGAGGUAGUCGACGUCGCUCAGGAAGCUAUGGGUAAAUACACCAUCGAGAAGGAUAUUGCACAGCACAUCAAGCGCACCUUCGACGACCGAAAGGGUCCGACUUGGCACUGCAUCGUAGGAAGGAACUUCGGAAGCUUUGUCACUCACGAAACGAAGCACUUCAUCUACUUCUACCUAGGACACUGCGCCAUCCUGCUCUUCAAGACGCAGUAGAGUAGCGGCUUGCAGUUUAAGCCACUCGCCCUUAGAGGUUUAGUCUCUGGCGCAGGCGUUCGCGUUUAUUUUAAUUACGAGGAGGACAAUUCCGGAGAGGCACAAAUCAAAUGGCAACGCAUACCCUAAUUAUGGUAGAUUGGUCGCCGCGUCGAUGUGGGUCACUGUAUAUCGCCAUACGCAAAAUCUUGUUCAUAGAGAAAGCAAUAUGAAUAUGCAAAUUGCAGAACGUGUGAUGUCAAGUAUUCUAUAGCUUAGAUAGCAUCCUCGAUGUACUCAGGGAUACUAAGCUAAGAACUAGAAUUCAGUUUCUACUCGUAA